Messenger RNA from Zerene cesonia (dogface butterfly), 1991 nucleotides. Its product is annotated as tribbles homolog 2-like. The transcript has 5 exons. The coding region runs from base 361 to 1482 and encodes 373 amino acids. The record is from RefSeq and is a predicted model, not a curated record. Gene Ontology annotation, molecular function: ATP binding; protein kinase activity; mitogen-activated protein kinase kinase binding. NCBI's taxonomy places the organism in Eukaryota, Metazoa, Arthropoda, Insecta, Lepidoptera, Pieridae. Gene Ontology annotation, biological process: positive regulation of proteasomal ubiquitin-dependent protein catabolic process; protein phosphorylation; regulation of MAP kinase activity. Gene Ontology annotation, cellular component: nucleus.
GAACGCGGGCUCGCGUCAGCUUCGUCAAAACCUGGCAGUCAGUCUCGCAAUGGCGUUAGUGGGAGAAGGUUGUGUGUCCGUUUAGUUUAGCGUUAACCCGAGCGGACACCGGCCCAAAAUAUUGGCCUGUCUAUACGUGCUCGAAUUACUGGAAAACAUUUCUUGUGAUUCUGUACAGAUAGAACGAGAUUUUUGACGACGGACAGUCAAAUUUUGGUACGAUAUCCACUCAGGGCAAAUCAUUUCAAGGUUCGUACCAUAUUCAUCAUGUUCAUCUCAUCAUAGUUCCUCUUCGUUUUAAGUGUUUGUGUAUUGUGAACGUUAGUGUUUUGUGACAGUGACAGUGUAAUAAGUGUAGUGAUGGAUCCCGGAUCACCUUCAGUUCUGUGGCCGUUGCGCCUGAGCAAACCCGCGGUGACAGUCCCGGUAUCGCCCGGGGAGAACAGCAAGGCGGAGGACAGGUCGCAGUCGCCAUCGUUGGCAGAGCGGCUGUCGGCCGCCCCCUCGCCCUCGAGCCCGGCUCCAACCAGCCCCGCACCACCCCAACACCAAUUCCAAGCGGCGCUCGUCGCUGAAAAAUACCUCCUCCUCGAACAAGUGGAGGGAUCAUCGUUAUGUAGAUGUGUGGACGUGCGCACGCAAGAGGAAUAUGUUUGCAAAGUAGUGUCAAGGGACUGUAGUAGCUUAUUACAAGCGCACUACCGUCUCGACGGGCACCCGCACGUCAAUCCGAUCCACGAGGUGCUGGUUGGGGACAAGAGGGUGUACCUCAUAUUCCCCCGCUCGCACUCCGACCUCCACUCGUACGUGAGAGCGAGGAAAAGACUGAGGGAACACGAAGCUAGACGGCUAUUCAGACAAAUGGCCGAAACGGUUGCGGCGUGUCAUGAGCAAGGGAUCGUCUUACGGGAUCUUAAGCUGAGAAAAUUCGUCUUUGCCGAUCCUCAGAGAACAACAUUAAAAUUGGAAUCGCUAGAAGAUGCGGUGGUGCUCGACGACCCUGAAGAAGAUUUACUUCAAGACAAGAGAGGGUGCCCCGCGUACGUGUCCCCCGAGAUCCUGCGAGCCCAUCGGACGUACUCCGGCAAGGCGGCUGACAUGUGGUCGCUGGGCGUCAUACUGUACACCAUGCUCGUCGGAAGGUAUCCUUUCAACGACUCGGAGCACGCGUCGCUGUUCGCGAAGAUCUCGCGCGGCUACUUCGUGGUGCCGGAGUGCCUCUCGUCGCGCGGCAAGUGCCUCAUCCGCUCGCUGCUGCGGCGCGAGGCGGGCGAGCGGCUGCGCGCCGCCGACGCGCUGCGCCACCCCUGGCUGGCGCGCGACCCGCGCCGCGACCUGCCGCCGCGCGCCGCCGCCGCGCUCGACCGCCGCGUGCCCGACCUGCCCGACCUGCCGCACGCGCCGCACCUGCCGCACACGCCGCACGUGCCGCACACGCCGCUGCUGCCGCCCCUGCCGCACCUGCUCGCCGACUGUCUCUAAUGCGCCGCACGCCGCACACAGCGCGUGACACUCGGCAGUCUGGUAGCGCGCGGGAGCAGUCGGACGAGCGGACACCAGGGACUAGUCUACGACGCGGUCGGUUGGAUCUGCGACGUUCCGAACUGUUCCAUAGUUAUGCGAUUCGCCCACAACGGUAGUCGUUCAUCAACAAUGUAAUAUAAUAAAGUAUCGUUAUUCAAAUGUACUGCAAAUGUUCCGGAGCGUUGCGGCGGGCGGCGCCGGCCCCGUGCAGGCCACGCGCUCCGGACGGCGGCGGCUGGCCCGCGCCGUCCGGAGCAGGGGUUGCGCGCCGACCGACGCUACUGCGAGUCGUUCGUAAUGACAGACAAGUGAGACUGAUAGCGUUCCCGCUCCCGUUCCCGCUCCCGCUCCCGUUCCCGUUCCCGCUCCCUCGGCAGCGGGAGCUCCGGCGAGAGCCGAUGCGAAGCGUUAUGUUAACUACUACGGCAACUCGUGGCGUGACGUCACCGCGCCGCAGCGGAGUUGCG